AUGGGGGACUCGCCGCCGCCGAGCAUGGGGGAGUCACCGCCGCCGCAAGCAGACCUCGCCCACAUGGACAGAAGCUGGAUUAGAAAAGGAGUUAGAAAGUUUUCGAAAGAACAUAUGAAAGGAGUUGAUGAUUUCAUGGCAUUUGUUCAAGCAAAUUUUGCCAACGAUGCUCACAUUCUUUGCCCAUGCUGCGAAUGCCUCAACUGUUCAAGAAUGGCUCAAGGAAGAGUGGAAGAUCAUCUGCUUCUUAAUGGGAUGUCCAGCACAUAUGAUAGGUGGAUAUAUCAUGGAGAACCUUUAGACAGACAACCUCAACAUUUUGAAGCUAAUACAGAGGCCCCUCAUAUGAUGGGUGGUGGUGAUGUUGGCAUUGAUUUCAUGGAAAAGGUUUUGCGAGAUAAUGCUGGUUUGGAGGAAGAGGGUGGGCACGAAGAUGAUAGGAUUCCUGACCUAUUGAAGGAUUUGUACGAUGCUGAAGAUCGUGCUGAUGGACAGAAGUCAUUGUUUGCUGAGGUGUUAGAGGAGGCGAAGCGCGCAGCUCAUGAAGGGGGUAAAUUUUCAAGAUUUACCUUCACCGUGAAGUUACUCCACAUCAAGUCUUUCUACCGGAUUAGCAUUGCUGCAUUCAACGCAAUACUCCGCCUUUUGAGCUUGCAAUUCCCUGAUAGUUGUGGUCCCAGAUCUUAUGAUGAAGCAUUGAGCAUAAUCCGCAGGCUAGGGUUAGGUUAUGUGUCAAUACAUGUGUGCCCAAAUAACUGUGUCUUGUUUCGGAAGGAUUUAGCAAAGCAUGACAACUGUCCAAAAUGCAAUGCCUCUAGGUGGAAAGAUGCUGAUGGGAAGAAGUCAAUACCGGAGAAGGUACUGAGGCACUUUACGUUGAUACCAAGGCUGCAGCGGAUGUUCUUCUCGAAGAAAUCAUCGCGUGAGGUACAGUGGAACAAGCUGAAGCCGCAACCUGUGGACAAUGAGCUGAGCCAUCCAGCGGACGGAGAGGCAUGGAAAGAGUUUGACCGUACACAUUUAGAUUUUGCUGCAGAUCCAAGGAACAUAAAACUUGGCAUUGCCACAUAUGGGUUUAAUCCGUUUGGGAACAUGAGCACGUCUUAUAGCAUGUGGCCAGUUUUUGUGGUGCCGUACAACCUGCCACCAUGGGCAUGCAUGGAUAAGUCCAACUUCAUGAUGUCAUUGCUUAUCCCGGGUCCAGAGUCUCCAGGACAGGAUUUUGAUGUCUUUAUGGAGCCCCUCGUAGAAGUACUGCUCCAGCUCUGGACUGGUAGAAUAAGGAGCAAGAUCUGCUAUAUUGGGCACCGCUGCUUUCUUCCCCGAAACCAUCGCUGGCGAAGAAGCAAAGAUUUUAAUGGUGAGAAUGAAACCCGUGACAAGCCAGCUGAAUUCACUAAAGAAGAGCUGGAGCAGCAACUUGAAAAGGUGAAAGAUGUGAGACCAGGAAAGCUUGCGAAGAAAAGAAAGCGUGAGGAAGGUCAAUGUUGGGACCAGAGGUCUUGUUUGUGGGACCUGCCAUACUGGGCUGAUCUGAAAUUAAGGCAUAAUCUCGAUGUAAUGCACAUUGAGAAAAACAUAUGCGAGAAUCUGCUAGGGACAUUUCUGAACAUUGAAGGGAAGACAAAGGACACAGUUAGUUCUAGGCUUGAUUUGGAGGACAUGGGCAUAAGAGAAGAUUUGCAUCUACAGCACAAUGAAGAUGAAGAUUCAUUUGAAAUGCCACGAGCAUGGUAUACAAUGAGUAAAGAACAAAAGCUUGCAUUCUCUGAAUUCCUAAGAGCGGUGAAAUUUCCAGAUGGUUAUGCUGCUAACCUAGCAAAGUGUGUUACUUCUGAUGGAUUCAAGCUUUCAGUACUGAAAACCCAUGAUUGUCACAUCCUCCUCCAAAGGAUUUUACUGGCGGGCCUCCGAGGAAUCAUGGACAAGGAUAUAUAUGAAGCGGUUGCUGAGCUGGGAAAUUUCUUUAGAGAACUGUGCUGCAAAACACUCAAGUUAACUGUCCUGGAAAGACUUGAAAAAGAAAUCCCAAUUAUUCUUUGCAAGCUCGAGAAGAUUUUCCCUCCACCUUUCUUCACCGUGAUGGUCCAUUUGGCGGUGCACUUACUAAAAGAGGCAAUGCUUAGAGGCCCUGUGCAAUACGGUUGGAUGUACCCAAUCGAAAGAAGGCUGCUUACUUGUAAGCGAUACUUUGGCGAUGUGGAAACAAGAUGGAACCGGCCGGGAAGAAAUAGAGAGCGGUCUGAUUCGCAAAGUGGUGAUGUCUCUGUUUUCAACCAUGGUGUGAACUUUCUUGGAGCCUCACAAUACUUGGAGGCUGGUGAUGAGUAUGACAAGAUGGUUUGGUAUGUGCUCAGCAAUUGCGCCGAGGUUCUACCAUAUAUCAAGAAAUGCAAGGAAGAGUUAAAUCAGGAAGAAAUCAAGAUCAAUGUUGAUAAAAGGGCUGCCAAGGGGUUUGCUAAUUGGUUUAAUAAUCAUAUUGGAAAGUUGCAUGAGGAGAAGAAGGUUAGUGAUGAUCUAUUUGCUUUGGCAUGCUUACCGGAUAAGCGAGUGAGAGUGUAUUCAGCAUGCAAUGCCGACGUUGUCCGGUACCACACCGUUGACCGCGAGGAAAAAAGGAAGACACAAAAUAUUGGAAUCGUCAUUGAGGGGUCACAUGAUCGUGAGAUCAUUGACUUCUAUGGUCAGUUGAGAAGCAUCGUAGAGUUGCAGUACAACUCUAGUGGAGGCAUCCAUCGCUCGGUUGUCUUAUUUCGCUGUGACUGGUUUGAGCUUGGUAGCAAGAAGAAGAGAGACUCUUUUGUCAAAUAUGAUGGCCACUUCAAAAGCAUCAACACUGCAAGGUGCUGGUAUAAGAGUGAUCCCUUUAUUCUAAUAACACAAGCAACAAUGGUGUUUUAUCUGCCAGACACUCUUUUGCACGGAAAAUGGCGAGUUGUGCAAACCUUUGAGCACAGACACUUGUGGAGUGUGACUGAAACUGAAUUGGAAAAGGGCCCCGGUGAUGGUGGACUAACAUACCAAGAUGAUGACUCUAUGGAAGUUCCGUUGCAAGCUGAUGAUGACUCUAUGGAAGUUCCGGUGCAAAGCAGAGUGCGAAGGGACCGGGAACGUGUGAUCGUUGAUGCUGCAAUAGUUGAACGCAUCAAGAAAAGAAGAAAGGUGGUAGCGGAUGGACAUGAGAGCGAGGAUGAGGAAAAUUGGACUGAUCAUACUAUGCUGCAAUAUUGUAGUGAUGAUGAGGAAAACAGGAGUGGGCAUAGAGUUCCUUGUUUUCGUAUCGACGACGAUGAGUAG
Aegilops tauschii subsp. strangulata is the source of this 3297-nucleotide messenger RNA. NCBI's taxonomy places the organism in Eukaryota, Viridiplantae, Streptophyta, Magnoliopsida, Poales, Poaceae. The record is from RefSeq and is a predicted model, not a curated record.